Messenger RNA from Trypanosoma cruzi, 1143 nucleotides. RefSeq lists its product as uncharacterized. The transcript has a single exon. NCBI's taxonomy places the organism in Eukaryota, Euglenozoa, Kinetoplastea, Trypanosomatida, Trypanosomatidae. Bases 1 to 1143 code for a protein of 380 amino acids. The record is from RefSeq and is a predicted model, not a curated record.
AUGAUGCUUCGUCGACUUUUUGUCUUUGACGCUGCAAGGGCGACUAAUAUGCGUUUUCUUACAAUGACCAGCGAGGUACGCGAUAAUCUUACAAAGCAGCUUUCUGCGCUGAAGGAGGAGUGUAGAGGGCAAGGAUUGGAUUUAGCGGACAUGAGCGAUGCGUCGCGAGUGGCUAUGCGGACCGUGCAGGAGGGCCUAACGCGUGUCAGCGUCGAGGACGAAAUUUUUAAGGGGAAAAGCAUAACUCUUUCAGCUUCUAUGAAGGCAUACACGGCACGCCUGUCGAACCUACAGGAUGAGGCGCGGUCCAUUCAGACGGAGGUGGAUGCGCUGCUUAAAAUGAUGUGGGGCACCGAAGCUCCAACGAAGGCUGCCUCCUUCGCCUCACCCCCGCGGUCAACGGAGGAGGUCGGAGUUUCUUCUUCUUCUGCUGCUGCUGCAGCAGGAGGGAAGGGGAAUGAAACGGUCGAUGAUGAGUUUAUCGUGGAACCACCGCCUCUUGCCAAGGCAUUGGGGAACGACAAGCGCCCUGCUGAGCGUGUUGAGGCCGAGCGGGUGCAAGGGACCGCGCAUAAACCGGUGGAGGAGAUGAGGGUGGAGGAGAUUGAGGUGGAGACCAUUGAAGUGGAGGUGGAGCCGAACGAGAGUCCCGCAGACAACAUGAAGAUCACCGACAUCACAAGGGAGUUGUAUGAACGAGGCGUAAACUUUUCCGACUGCCUUGACGCGCGGACGUUGCGUCAGCGAUACAAGGACGUGCUGGCGGGCAAAAUUUCGCCCGGUAUCUCGCCCGGUACGGCAACCUCAAGCCCUGCGACUGCAGAGGCUAACACAAACCAGCCUCGCAUGCCACAACAUCGGCCAUACCAACAACAACAACAACAGCAGCAGCAGCAGCUUAAUACGAACGAGUCUGGACUUGCCCACGAUCCCUAUCCGAACGCAUACAGGAAGAUGGUGGACCCCAUGAAACAUGUGUGGGAGCUUAAAAACGAACUUGCAGCGGAGAAGGGAAUUGACCCAAAGAGCGUCGAUCUAUGGAGUGGGAAAUGCAAACUGGAGGAUCACAAGCUCUUGUAUGAUUAUCCAUCCGUGCAGAACUAUCCCAUAGAGGUGCGCCAGAAGGGUGACAUCCCACGGUAA